AUGAUUCAGAACUUCGUUACUGACGCAGUAUUCCCACAAAACGUUACCCAUGAUGUCCAAGAAAUCUAUGGUUUAAAACAAAUAUCUUCCCAUACCUAUCGCGGUAAUCUCCCAUUACAGAAACCAAUGAAGAAAGCAAGAGGUGCAUAUGGAGGUAAUCUAGUAGCACAAGCAGUUGCAGUCGCCAUCAAAUCAUCACCCCAUGGGUUCCGUCCUCAUUCCUUACAUUCAUACUUCGUCAAAGCCGUAAAUGAUCAAGAUGUGGUUGAUUAUGAUGUUGAAGAAAUAUCAAAUGGGAAAUCAUUCGUUAAUCGAGCAAUUAAAGCCAAACAGAAUGGACAAGUCGUGUAUACUGCUAAUAUAUCCUUAACUAAGAAUAAUUCUCAUUUGGAAGCAUGGAAGAGAUAUAAUGAAGCAAAAGCUAACAACCAUCCAAACGCGGAACAACUCAAACCAUUUGAAUUCAGUACUCCACCACAUGAUUGGUUUGAUAAAUAUGAAAUUGAAAAAUUACCUAUUGGUGCUGCUAAUGCGAAUUUAUUAUUCUAUCAUAAGGUGUUUCCGGAAUUGGUAGAUCUUGAAUUAACUAAACAUGAAGAGAAAAUACCAAUUGCAGAAAGGAAAUUUUCAUAUAUGGUAAAAUGGGGGAUUGAAAAUGAGCAAGGUUUCAAUCAACCUUUAACUAAUGUUGAUCCUGAUUUUAAAUAUGUUGGGUUGGCAUCACUUUCAGAUUCGAUCUUUUUAACUAGAUUAAUGAGAGUAUUAAGAAUUGAGGGAGUUGACCAUACUGAUUUAGUUCAUUAUUUCUCAGUAUCUUUAGAUCAUUCAUUGUUUUUCCAUGAUGAUGAUUUUGAUGUAACGAAAUGGAUGGGGGUUACUUUUAAAGUAUCAAGAUGUGGACAUAAUAGAGUUUUAAUUGAAGGUAAGAUUUAUAAUCAUAAGAAAAUUCAUGUUGCCACGUUUGUUCAAGAAGGUUUAGUUCAAUUUGGAGGAAGAGAAGAAGGUGCCAAGUUGUAG
Messenger RNA from Hemisphaericaspora subhashii, 1017 nucleotides. RefSeq lists its product as uncharacterized. Gene Ontology annotation, biological process: acyl-CoA metabolic process; fatty acid catabolic process. The record is from RefSeq and is a predicted model, not a curated record. Gene Ontology annotation, cellular component: peroxisomal matrix. The transcript has a single exon. Lineage: Eukaryota; Fungi; Ascomycota; Pichiomycetes; Serinales; Debaryomycetaceae. Gene Ontology annotation, molecular function: fatty acyl-CoA hydrolase activity. Bases 1 to 1017 code for a protein of 338 amino acids.